AUGGUCAACAUCGAUUUUUUCGCGGCUCAGCGGUGGAUCAACACCGAGUCAAAGGGCAUCAAGUACGACCUGUCGACGUCUUGCGCCGCGCCCAUCUCAAUCACUGAACUCUCAUCGCUCUCCGAGAAUAAGUCAGAGGGAAAUGGCCCUCUCUCCUCAUCGCUGCUCUCCACGCCUUUGGGAUAUGGCGCGCACUUUGAGGGCUCAGAGCAGCUUCGAAACACUCUUGCAGGCCUCUACUCCGUGAAAAGCACCACCCCACUAUCCAUUGAUAAUGUAUUGAUCACACCUGGUUCGUCUUUAGCAAAUCUCUUGGUAUUCCAGGCACUAUGCAGCCCUGGUGACCAUGUCAUUGUUCAGUACCCUACAUAUCAGCAAUUGUACUCUUUGCCAAAGUCAAUUGGAAUUGAUGUCAGUCUUUGGGAAAGCAAAGAGCAUGACAAAUGGCAAUUGGACCUAGAAGAGCUGAAAGGCCUCAUCCAACCAAAUACCAAGAUGAUUGUGAUAACGCAACUAGAAGCUAUCAUGGAGAUUGCCAAGCAGCACUCUCUCAUCGUGCUUUCGGAUGAGAUAUAUCGGCCUCUUUUUCAUUCCAUCUCGCCUAUGGACGACGAGUUUCCUCCGUCUGUCCUCUCACUUGGGUAUGAUAAUGUGUUAGUAUCCGGCUCCCUGUCUAAAUGCUAUUCGCUCCCUGGAAUCCGCGUCGGCUGGCUCGCGUCACGGAACAAAAACUACGUAGCAAGUUGUCUUAAUUACCGCUCAUAUUCCACAAUCGCCAUGAGCAGCUUGGAUGAAGCUGUUGCAACUUUCGCGCUAGACGGCAGUUGCCUGCACGGUCUACUCCGACGGAACAUAGACCUGGCCAAGCGCAACCUUGCGACUCUAGAAUCAUUCAUUGAGCGACACCGUUGGGGUUGCGACUGGGUGCGACCAGUCGCAGGAACAAUUGCGUUUGUCAAGUUUCACAAAAUGGGCAAGCCGGUAGACGAUGUGGAAUUCUGUAAGCAGCUGCGGGAGAAGAAAGCAGUCUUGCUGCUUCCAGGGAGUUAUGCAUUCGGGGAUGGCGAGAAUUUCAAGGGGUAUGUCCGGAUGGGGUAUGGAAUGAGCGUAGAGAAUAUGGAGACUGGCCUCAAAGCACUCGGGGAGUUUAUGGAGGAUGGCUUUGAGGAUGUACCGCUAGCAGGCAAGAAGCUGCCAAUACGAUGA
This is a messenger RNA of Ophidiomyces ophidiicola, 1206 nucleotides long. RefSeq lists its product as uncharacterized. Gene Ontology annotation, biological process: biosynthetic process. NCBI's taxonomy places the organism in Eukaryota, Fungi, Ascomycota, Eurotiomycetes, Onygenales, Onygenaceae. Gene Ontology annotation, molecular function: catalytic activity; pyridoxal phosphate binding. The transcript is spliced from 3 exons. The record is from RefSeq and is a predicted model, not a curated record. The coding region runs from base 1 to 1206 and encodes 401 amino acids.